UGAAAACCUAACCUUCUUAAUUAGCACAUUUAAAUAGUAUUCGAAGUUAUUCUUUUGGUACAUUCCCAACAUUAUUAAUAAUAAUGAAAUUGAUAACUCACAAUAUGCUUACAUCAAAAUGCAUGAAGGGAGUUACCGUUGGAUAUCCUUUAAAGAUACAAGCAGUCGACGUGAAAACGUCGGAGGUAGAGUUUAACCCAGAAUUCAUAUCACGUUUAAUACCAAAAGUCGACUGGAAUGUGCUUUGUGGUGCUGCGGAAAGUAUAGGCCAUCUCGACGACUUACCGAAAGAACUUGUAGAGAAUUAUGAGAGCGACGUGGAGUUUUUAAAGAAGGCGCAUAGAGUUUUAUUAGAAAUUGAUAUUGUUAAUGGAGAAUUAAUAUGUCCAGAGACAGGUCGCAAGUUUCCUAUUAAUAAUGGCAUUCCAAAUAUGUUGCUUAACGAGGAUGAAGUUUAAAUCUAUUUUUGUUUCUAAUUACGUAGGUAGAUUGUUCCCUCAGUUGUACCUAAAUCUUACACUACUGUAGAGUCUUAAGCAAAUAUUAAUAAACUGAUGGUAUGAAACUA
This is a messenger RNA of Photinus pyralis (common eastern firefly), 568 nucleotides long. It is a transcript of the gene Trmt112, whose product is annotated as multifunctional methyltransferase subunit TRM112-like protein. The record is from RefSeq and is a predicted model, not a curated record. The transcript is spliced from 2 exons. The coding region runs from base 84 to 458 and encodes 124 amino acids. NCBI's taxonomy places the organism in Eukaryota, Metazoa, Arthropoda, Insecta, Coleoptera, Lampyridae. Gene Ontology annotation, biological process: rRNA (guanine-N7)-methylation; tRNA methylation; peptidyl-glutamine methylation. Gene Ontology annotation, molecular function: protein heterodimerization activity.